Messenger RNA from Topomyia yanbarensis, 648 nucleotides. RefSeq lists its product as uncharacterized. The transcript has a single exon. Bases 1 to 648 code for a protein of 215 amino acids. Gene Ontology annotation, biological process: DNA integration. Lineage: Eukaryota; Metazoa; Arthropoda; Insecta; Diptera; Culicidae. Gene Ontology annotation, molecular function: nucleic acid binding. The record is from RefSeq and is a predicted model, not a curated record.
AUGGUUACAAAGGCGGUCCAUAUCGAGUUGGCAGUGGACCUAUCAACUCAAGCUUUCAUCAACGUGCUGAAGCGUUUCGUGGCCAGACGUAGAGUCCCUACCCAAAUACACUCCGAUAACGCCACAAACUUCAUCGGGGCGAACUCGGCACUGCAUGAACUAUACGUCUUGUUCAAUCAACGGGAUAUGAAGCAGGCGCUCAGUGAUUACUGUCUACCUCAAGAAAUAAAAUGGCACUUUAUUCCGGCGCGGUCUCCCGAGUUCGGCGGCGUUUGGGAAGCUGGUAUCAAAUCAACCAAGCGUCACAUAAAACGAGUUGUCGGCGAUGGAAGGUUUACCUACGAUGAGUGGAACACCUUGGUUGCCCAGAUUGAAGCCAUCCUCAAUUCGAGACCGCUUGUUCCUCAAUCAGCUGACCCUAAUGACCUGAAGGCGAUAACACCUGGGCAUAAGUACACUGUCCAGAUAUCAAAUCAUUCAGAAGAAGCGAAGCGAAUUUUGGAAGAGGUGGUCACGAGACUAUCUUCAGGAGCUACAACGCAGACCGAAGCACAAUCGCAAAUACACCGAAGUAAGAAUCGGAGAUCUCGUCGUUUUGAAGGAGGAGAAUAUGCCACCCCAACAAUGGCGUUUAGGCAGGGUGGUUAA